Molecule: messenger RNA, 2548 nt
Organism: Momordica charantia (bitter melon)
Lineage: Eukaryota; Viridiplantae; Streptophyta; Magnoliopsida; Cucurbitales; Cucurbitaceae
Gene: ACX2
Product: acyl-CoA oxidase 2
Biological process (GO): fatty acid beta-oxidation using acyl-CoA oxidase; lipid homeostasis
Cellular component (GO): peroxisome
Molecular function (GO): FAD binding; fatty acid binding; acyl-CoA oxidase activity
Source: RefSeq, a predicted model, not a curated record
UUAUCCAUUGCGUUGAGAAACGCGCCAGAUUCAAUGCCAGCCACGUACGCCAAUCAAAUUUCGACACGUUGAUAUUUACUACGCCAAGUCAUCUCUCUGUUCCCUUUUUUAAGUAAUCGGCGAACCGGCUCUCUGCAAUUUUCUGGUGCGCGGUUGUCGGAGAUGUCGUCGGGAGAAUCAAAUCGGACGGCGGAGGAUGAAUCUCAGGCAAUCUCCCGGCGAAUCGAGCGGCUGUCCUUACACAUGGCGCCGAUUCCCGUUCCCGGCGACGGUUCGCAGUUACAGAUGCUAACGUGCGGCGCGGCGAAGGCGAAGCUCGAGGUCGAUACGGCGAGUCUGUCGCAGUACAUGAGGGGAAAACAUAGGGAGAUUCAGGAGCGGGUGUUCGAGUACUUCAAUUCGAGGCCGGAGCUGCAUACGCCGGUGGAGAUUUCCAUGGCCGAUCAUCGGGAGCUCUGUAUGAAGCAACUGAUCGCUCUGGUGAGGGAGGCCGGAAUCAGGCCGUUGAGAUUUGUGAAUGAUGAUCCGGCCAAGUAUUUCGCCAUUAUGGAGGCUGUGGGAAGCAUCGAUGUCUCCCUCGCGAUUAAAAUGGGCGUGCAGUUCAGUCUUUGGGGUGGCUCUGUACUCAAUUUAGGAACCAAAAAGCACAGAGACAAAUUCUUUGAUGGUAUUGACAAUUUGGAUUAUCCUGGCUGCUUUGCUAUGACAGAACUUCACCAUGGUUCAAACGUCCAGGGUCUCCAAACAACAGCCACAUUCGAUCCGAUCACAGAUGAAUUCAUUAUCAAUACGCCGAAUGAUGGAGCGAUCAAAUGGUGGAUUGGCAACGCUGCAGUUCAUGGCAAGUUUGCCACUGUUUUUGCUAAGCUUAUUUUGCCAACUUAUGAUGCAAAAAAGACUGCUGAUAUGGGUGUCCAUGCCUUCAUUGUUCCGAUAAGAGAUCUCAAGUCACAUAAAACGCUUCCAGGAAUUGAAAUACAUGAUUGUGGACACAAGGUUGGCCUCAAUGGGGUGGAUAAUGGAGCAUUGAGAUUCUCUUCAGUGAGAAUUCCCCGGGAUAACCUCCUCGACCGGUUUGGAGAGGUAUCCCGGGACGGGAAGUAUAAGAGUAGUCUACCAUCCAUCAGUAGAAGAUUUGCGGCCACGUUAGGAGAACUUGUAGGUGGAAGGGUUGCCCUUGCAUAUUCUUCAGUCAGUGUCCUUAAGAUUGCUUCUACAAUUGCAAUCAGAUAUUCGCUGUUACGUCAGCAGUUUGGCCCUCCGAAGCAGCCAGAAGUCAGUAUUCUUGAUUACCAGUCUCAACAACACAAGCUAAUGCCGAUGCUGGCCUCGAAUUAUGCAUUCCAUUUUGCUACUCUGCAACUAGUGGAAAAGUAUGCACUGAUGAAGAAGACUAAUGAUGAAGAACUAGUUGGAGAUGUUCAUGCAUUAUCGGCGGGGCUCAAGGCUUACGUGACUUCAUACACCGCAAAGUCAUUGAGCACCUGCAGGGAAGCCUGUGGUGGCCAUGGCUAUGCUGCCGUUAACCGCUUUGGUAGCCUAAGGAACGAUCAUGAUAUUUUCCAGACUUUUGAAGGGGACAAUACUGUUCUUCUACAACAGGUUGCAGCCUACCUCUUGAAACAAUACAAGGAGAAAUUUGAAGGAGGGACGCUUGCAGUUACAUGGAACUACCUGCGAGAAUCGAUGAAUACGUAUCUAUCUCAACCAAAUCCCGUUACUGCACGGUGGGAAAGUGCAGACCAUUUGCGAGAUCCAAAGUUUCAGUUGGAUGCCUUUCAAUAUCGAACGUCACGAUUGCUUCAAAGCGUGGCUGUUCGCCUUCGCAAGCAUACUAAAACUCUUGGCAGCUUUGGUGCCUGGAAUAGAUGCCUAAAUCACCUCCUGACUCUUGCGGAAUCCCAUAUCGAGUCUGUAAUCCUCGCCCAGUUUAUCAAAGCUGUACAAAGAUGUCCCAAUGCAAAUACACAGGCUACUUUGAAACUCUUAUGUGACCUUUACGCCUUGGAUCGAAUCUGGAACGACAUUGGAACAUACCGUAAUGUUGACUAUGUAGCUCCAAACAAAGCAAAGGCAAUUCAUAAGCUCGCUGAAUAUCUAAGUUUCCAAGUGAGAAAUAUUGCAAAAGAAUUGGUUGAUGCAUUUGAUCUUCCAGAUCAUGUCACUCGAGCACCUAUCGCUAUGCAGUCGGGUGCUUACUCUCAAUACACACAGUACGUCGGAUUCUGAUUGCCAACUGAUACAAGCUUUUCAUACAAAUUCGAGGCCUUUGGCGGGUGGUUAGGCUAUUAAUACCUCGGGAACAGUAUCCUGAUAACUGAAACAAACAAUUAGAUUGUCUAGAUUCUUAGAGUCAAGUUGCAUCCAAAUGAUCCUGGAAUACCAAUUGUCAAUUAGUUUCCCUGUAAUGUCAGUCUCAAAAUAUCGAGAUCUUAAUUUUAUGAAGAUGUUGGAUGUCAGUGAAACAAUUUAGGUAUCGAUGGAUAUUACAGAAAAAACUCAAAAAAUUCAUUUAAAUUGAUGAAUAAAAGAUUUGAUUUUUCGACAA